This is a messenger RNA of Beauveria bassiana ARSEF 2860, 3504 nucleotides long. RefSeq names its product ATPase protein. Lineage: Eukaryota; Fungi; Ascomycota; Sordariomycetes; Hypocreales; Cordycipitaceae. Gene Ontology annotation, cellular component: nucleus. Bases 1 to 3504 code for a protein of 1167 amino acids. Gene Ontology annotation, molecular function: DNA binding; ATP binding; ATP hydrolysis activity. The record is from RefSeq and is a predicted model, not a curated record. The transcript has a single exon.
AUGGCGAUGGCUGGUAAAGAACCCGGUGAUACUUCUUCGAGGAAACUUCAUCCUUUCUUUGCCAAAGGUACAGCUUUUCCAAGCUCAGAACAAGCGAGUCCCUCCACGCCUACGAUAAACGAUAGACACGAGUCGAAGCGUGUAAAGACGAAUGAAUAUGCGCCACUUCAACACCCAGACUAUACAGCUUCUGGGCUAGUGUACCAUACGCAGCCAUUACAAGAAGCCGAUAUAUCUACCCAACAGCUACAGCAGCCGUUGCAGCAGUCGAUGCUCCGCCAGCCACAACCAACGAUAAGGUCGAUCAACUCGGUAUCCGAAACACCAGCUUCUUUGAUCAAAAGCGAACCCUACACCACGUCUACCUGCUCGACGUCUUGCGCGUCUCAUGCACAAGCAGACCUACCAGUCGCCGGUGGAGAUGCUCCCACGCCUCAGACUUCGACCUGUCAAGCUUCUGAAUCUAGACCGCCCAUCGACCAAAUGCCUACACUAGAACCUCGGAAACGUGCAUCGCCGAAGAAGGUGCUGAAAUUCAACACGAGAACUGGCACUCUUGGGUCACCCCCCAAGCCAAAACCCAAAGGGCGUAGUUCACGACUCGUUUCGAUGAAAUAUGGUCAGGAUGCUGAAGCCCGUCAACGGAUCGGUGACAGAAUUUCCCGAAUAUUGUCUGGUCAGCUCAUGGUUGAGAAACUCGCCCCAGAAUCCUCCCAACCGAAGCCGGAGAAGAUGCCGACAGACGACACGCAUCAAAAAACGUCGAAAACACACCCUUUCUUUACGAAAGAGAAACCCGUGGAACCGAAGCCUAUCAGCGAGAAGAAGCGUAAUACAAUCUUCUCGUCAACCCCAGUCUCACCGAGAAAACCGCGAAACAGCUUCACGUCUGGUAAAGGGCCAUCUUUUGGUAUCAAGCCCAUCGGUACAAAAGUCCCCGGUUCUAAAUACCCUCUUUGGCCACCGCAUGGUUUCAGCCAUGUCCGAGGAACUGAACCGCUGGGUCUUUCAUGUACCACUGGCCCCAGCAACCGGCCCAAUAAAAAGUCCAAAGGGCAGACUGUGUCGAUAAAUUCGCAUGAAUCUGUUCUCUGGCUACUGAGUCGGCUGUUGAAUAUACAGCAGGUGAAAAGCAGCCUGCCUAAAGACGACAGUUUAUUCCCACCCCCUCCAUCCGAGCUUCGACUCCCGACAAGGCACUUUGAGAGUGGCUAUAAACUUGCCAAGCGCAUUCGUUCAGAACUUCAUACCAGCAUUGCUUCAUUGAGCUUGUCGGAGCGAGAUCUCGACGAAGAUGACCUUGCUCGAGUGCCAUCAAAGCCGGCACACCCAAUUAUUAAGCGCCACUGGCAGUCGCUAGCUGUAGGACUAUCUGCCUUCGAUCGAUCGACAUGUGAAAGCAUGUCUUGGGUUUCCAAGUACGCGCCAACAUCAGCAGCAGAAGUCUUGCAAUCAGGCAGAGAAGUUUCCCUGUUGAAACAAUGGCUCGAAAUGCUGCGAGUCCAGGGUGUAGAGACCGCUGGAGAUAAUGCCAAAACGAAAAGCGAAGCUAAAAAGAAGAAGCGCAAGAGCAAGUUGGACGGCUUCGUUAUCGAUAGUGAGGACGAAAGUGGUGAAAUGAAUGAGCUAUCAGACUUGGAAGACCAGCCAUCCAAAGCGAAACAACGAUUACGUCCUUCGGUUGCGAGAUCGUUAGAUUUAACAGGCAAAGAUCCAUCCAAGCUGGCAAAUACUAUACUCAUCAGCGGUCCACACGGAUCUGGCAAAUCAGCCGCCGUAUAUGCUGUGGCGAAAGAGCUGGGAUUUGAGGUAUUUGAGAUUAAUUCUAGCACUCGGCGCAGCGGCAAAGAUAUUCUCGAACGGGUCGGUGACAUGACGCGCAAUCACCUUGUUCAGCAUCAUCGAUCAGAAACCGCGGACUCUGCAGGGGCAAUUGAAUCAGAUAUCAGCUCCGGAAAACAAGGCACAAUGACAUCCUUCUUCAAGCCAAAGACUGCUGCGGAAAAGAAGAAAAAUAAGAAAAGCCAUUUGGACAGAUCUCGUGCCAAGGCGGAUGCUGCGAGUAAGAGCUCUUCGUCCAAGUCGCACAAGCAGUCGCUUAUUCUCUUGGAGGAGGUCGACAUAUUGUUUGAGGAAGAUAAGCAGUUCUGGGCAAGUCUACAGUCUUUGAUGAGCCAGUCUAAGCGGCCAUUUAUUCUCACCUGCAACGACGAAAGUGCGGUGCCUGUGAGCAUACUCAACCUGCAUGGAAUAUUCCGGUUCUUGCCACCCCCGGAGCCUGCGGCAGUUGAUACAUGCCUUCUGAUUGCCGCCAACGAAGGGCACGCAUUAAAGCGUAACGCGGUGCGUUCUCUCUAUCGAUGCCGAGAUCAUGAUCUGCGCGCGACCAUCACCGACCUACAGUUCUGGUGUCAGAUUGGCGUGGGAGAUCGGAGAGGUGGCCAUGAUUGGUUCUAUCUGCGCUGGCCCAAAGGAAUAGAUGUUGACAAACAGGGUCAUGUUGUUCGUGUAAUCAGCGAAGACACGUAUCAGACUGGUAUGGGUUGGUUGAGCCGUGACAGCAUUGUCAGCGCACCCACCACACAAGCCAUGGAGCGGGAGGCAGCUGCGCAGGCUUGGCAAUUCUGGCAUCGAGACUUGAGUGAUUCGCACUGCAGCAAGGACUUGCUUCGCUUGGGUGCCGCCACCUCGACUAAAAUUGCCAGCCGACAGCAAAGGUUGAAAACUCUCGAAGCGUACACUCAAUAUUAUGAUGCUUUGAGCUGUGCCGAUCUUUGCGCGGCCGGAGCACUGGGUGUCGAGCUCACCGAGAUGCUUGACCCAACUCUGCCGGAAAUGCCUGUGGCUAUGAGAGAGGACUUUACCAUUGCUCAAGCAUUACUCGAAGCCAAUAUCUUUCAGCCUUAUUCGUGUUCACGCGUCGAAAUAUCUUCAGCCAUAUCGUCUCUUGCACUCGGCAAUCUCAAAACGGCUGCUACUACGCUCGUAUCGUCGACAUCCAUUGACGAAAACGAAGCCUAUGGCGAAAAAAAGACAAUCGACAUCUUGGAAGACAUGCACGAGAGGGAAAAUCGCACGCUGACACGAUAUGACGUUGCUGUUGCUUUUGAUCCCAUAGCAGUGUCUCCCAAGGCUAUGGCCAGCAUGAGCCUCGAUCCCUCCGUCUUUGAUCGCACAAUGACCAUGAUCAUAGAAGAGGUAGCGCCGUGGGUUCGUGGCAUAGUACACUACGAUGACCAGCUCAUGCAGGAUAGGCAGCGUCUCAACGAGCUACUCGACGACGGUAGCAGACGCAAGCGCAUGCGGACCACUCGCAGUGCAUACUCGGCCCUGGAAGGAGGCGAGCGUCGCACAACCAGAAAGGAGAGAUACUUUGGGGAUUGCCUUUCAACAGAGGCAGUCAUGUACACUGCCGGGGAAAGCUGGCAACAGGCGCUGCCUCUAGGCGCGAGAAUAAACGAACCAGAAGAUUACCCUGCUAGCAGUCCAAUGUCGAUGGAUUGA